UUGGUACGACCUAGAGAGCCUGGAUCUUAUAAAAUCUAGGCUCUCUAGUACGACCGUUUGACAUCGCGUUUGUUUUUGUUGUGUUAACACAAUAGAGUUAUCUACGUGCGCAUGUAUUGCGUGUACGUACACGAAAAAGAUUGAGGUUAAAUUUUGUCCGGCCAGCAAAAUCAAAUGGUGCGCUAGUGUGUGUACUUGAAACGUCAUAAAGCUCUAUUGGGUGGAACUGCCGCAAACAAAAAGUUAAACAGAAUUAAUUCUUAAGAACGGUGGCGCAGGAGAUCAGAAAAAGUGGCUGAUACAGAAGAUGCUGCUGGCCAGAGGAUCUGUCAUCGCCCUGCAACUGGAGUCUAAGAUCAACAACAACCUUCACGCAAAUGCGCAGGCGCACGAGAACUUGCUCGCGCUCUUGCAACGAACUCAAGUGGUGGUGCUGGAGGCGGCGGAAGUGGUGCCCAGAGUCAUGACGGUCACGGCGUGGUUGGUGGAGAGCAUCACGGAGGGCCGCACCACCACUAUCAGGCGUCACGAGUCGGAGAGGUCGGGGUCUCGGGCACGGACCCGGCGGAUCACAUGGCGUUGCCGGAGCUGCUCGAGAACAAACCGCUGCAUGUGGAUGCCUCGAAGGCAUCAGGUUACCGUGGAGCUGCCGUAUCAUCGCCGGUUAGCUCCAAAGCAUCGUGCAACUAGACGACACCACUGCCACACCUUCGAGAAGUUCGCAUCAUAGUCUGCAGCAGCAGCAGUAGCAACAACCGCAGCAGUCUCAACUGAUUGGAGGACCUCCAUUGAGUAGCAGUGGCCAUAGAGCUUUAUGACGUUUCGCGUACGCACACUAGCGCACCAUUUGAUUUUGCUGGCCGGACAAAAUUUAACCUCACUUUUUUUCGUGUACGUACACGCAAUACACACGCACGUAGAUAACUCUAUAUGCAGCCACAGGUGUGACAACAACAACACCAGCAGCAAUCCCAGUCCGGGCCGUACCUGUCGCAAAACGAGCAAAACGUCAUCAUACCUCCACAGCAGUCGGAUACACCUUCGAGCGGGCUAGCCGAACAACACCUCGUUCCUGCUCAAUCCGUGACAUCUUUUGGCUCCGUGAUGACCACUAUCACCGGUACAACCAUAAAACCCGGCGGUCCAGCAAUAUCUGUUAGACAGUUAGUAAACAAGUUUGAUUUAUUUGUUUGAAUGGUUUCCAUUAUAAAUACACAAUUGGGUCCUAAAAUGAAGCUUAGAUUGCUGGUAUUAUUGUUUAUAGCGAUAAAGCUUAUUUUUCUGAGUACAAUGACCCUUUGUACGACCACAAAAAGUUUAAAAUGGAUUUUUGAAUCAAUUUUGAAAAAUUAACCUCGCGAUCCUUCUUGACAGAAAAGCUCCUACUUGACAGCUCGUUCCAAGGGGUUUCCAUAGUUAAUCCAUCGAAAAAAUGUUGUCUUGUCAAAAAAAAAUUUGCAUUAAAAUGAAAAAAAGUGAUCAGAAAUUGUUUUUAAUCGUGUUUUUUACCGUUGUACAUAGAAAUUGACAUAGAGCUUUAGUACCCAUUUGAAUCAAAUAUGGGUCAUUCCACCUGAAGCGGAACACCAUUUGAAAAUUACCAUCUCCGAUUCUGCUCAAAUUUGGCAGAGCUGUUAAGACUAUCAAAACAUGCAAAAAUCCCGAAUUUCAUCCAAAUCGGACCACCCCCUCCAUUUUUGUACCCUCCCAAAAAAUCGACCUUUUGGCGAUUUUUGAGCAAAACCCCUAUCUUCAAACGACGAUAGCUCAGGAACCACAAAUCUUAGAGGGUCGGUCUUAGACUCAAUUUUGAAGGAAAUUGGACGUAGAAUCCAUUUCCGUGAUCAAAAUUUAGAUUAAAAUAUGUUUUCUACCUGUAUUGCGCAAUUGAAAUCUUUAAAUGGCCGUAUCUCAAAACAGCCCUAUUUAUUUUUUGAAUUUGACCUCACCAUCGUAUUCCCCGUCCGAUUUUACAUAAGAAUCACUUAUCGACAGAAAGGAAUAUGUUUCGUUCCAGAGAUAUCGAAUUUUAAAGUUUUGAGUAUUUGAAAUUACCUAUAAUAUCUACACUCGCCGCAUCUGCUAGAAGCACUCAGUCGUGCUGAUCAAUAAUAACUACCUGGUGUUCUGUAAGAUGAAUUAUUUUUUCAAUUUUAUACGAUUAUGAGAUACUCAAUACCUUGAACAAUCUAUUUUUUGUUUAAGGAAUAUUUAUUGGGUAAUUUUUAAUGCACUAUUUUUCCAUUUUUCCUGAUCUCAGUGUCAUUGAACCAUAUUAAGUAAAAUUUGAACUUUUAAUAUUUAUUUGCAAAUGCUACAGAGUUGGGUCUGAUUAGAUUAGAUUAGAUUAUUUGCAAAUGCUACAGAGUUUUUACAAUACAAUUUUCGAAAAUUUAUCAUUAUUCUAUUAUUUUCAUAUUUUUUCUAAUUCCUCAUUUCUUCCCACUUUCUCAAAUUAUUUCUUUUAUUUCUUCUUUUAUUUGAAACGA
This is a messenger RNA of Culex pipiens pallens (northern house mosquito), 2489 nucleotides long. RefSeq lists its product as uncharacterized. The transcript has 2 exons. The record is from RefSeq and is a predicted model, not a curated record. Bases 308 to 730 code for a protein of 140 amino acids. Lineage: Eukaryota; Metazoa; Arthropoda; Insecta; Diptera; Culicidae.